AUGAUCGCACAAACACCCACCGCCCUGCUCCUACUACACCUCCCCGAUGAGGUCUUGAUCACCAUCUUCAGCUUCCUCGAUUUUCGAACUCUGUGCAAUGCUACGCUCGUCUCCAAGCACUUCGACGACCUGGCAGAGCCCUUUCUGUAUCACACAAUCGAGGUGGUCAGCGGUCGUCAAGCCGCCGCCCUGUCAGCCAGUCUACAUGCUAAUCCCCGCCGGACCGCAUGGAUUCGCUCUCUGCUUGUCUCCACUAAGUUUGGGGAUGAUAAUGGCUUGAGCACACUACCACCUUACAUCUUCAUGAUGCGAAACCUCCAAGAUCUUUGCUUAGAGACACCUGAUUGCAAUGCGAAAUUUCCCGAGGAGAGAGUAGGCUGGGUCAAUCUCCAGGAUCGGUAUGAGCGCAUCUUCGAGGCUGCUUCUGCAGUUAUCCCCAACAGUGAUGAGCGAGCGUUGCCGCAUCUGAGGAAUUGCACGUUACACUUCGUUGAUGGUCAGAAGGAGAUCUAUUCUAUGACCAAAUACGCAAUGCUGUUCUUACACCCGAAUCUGCGGUCGUUGACAAUGUCAUGUGCCAGCACCGAUUUCCCCGACCGACUGCUGCGACAAUUCCAGGACGAUCAGGCACUCAUCGGUUCGACUAACCUCGAGCAUCUACAUCUCGAAGAAUGCGAUAUCUUCUCGCUUUCUCUGGAAAUCUUGUUGAGUUUCCCUCGAGCGUUGAAGUCCCUGAAGAUCAGUGAAGGCAUCCGCUACGACGGCAUGUUCACGAGGAACAGUCGCAUGCACGGUAACGUGUCUCCCGGGACCUUUGUGGAUGCCAUAGCCCGGCACUGUACCCACUCGCUCGAGCACUUGUCUUUAAGCCUGGGAUACUCGAGACCGUCUCAUCAGUCCUUCAACCAUCCCGGCCAACAUCUCAAUCUGUCAGCCUUUCGUGCUAUCAAGCAACUUGACCUUGACGUGCGAACAGUCAACUUGAUCAGAGUCCGAGCAGUGUGUGAUCACGCUACAUGGCGCAGACUCCCUCCAAAUCUCGAGACUCUCAAAGUGUUUGGUAUUCCGUUGGGUGACCGACCACCGUUUCACGCUAGGCGACGUGUUUGGUUUCCGUUUGAAACAUGUAUCGCGACCGACAAAGCGAAACAUGGCGUGCCACUUCUCAGUAACUUGGUACACUCGUACGAAUAUUACAGAGAAGAUGACGAGCCGAGAUUGGCCAUUUCCGAGGAUGGAGAAACGGUGGAACAAAUCAGCCAGGUCGUGCUCGCACAGCGUCUGAUGGUCGAAAAGUGCCGAGAACUGCAACCUGUCUUCAAAAAGGCCGGUGUGAGGCUUGUGAUUGAGAUGGUGGCCUUACCUAACGGAUUCAUCCCGCCAUAUCUAUUCACAGAAGAGAAGCCAAAAUAUUUCACGCUGUGGGAAUCAGCUCCGAGAUGA
Messenger RNA from Fonsecaea erecta, 1443 nucleotides. RefSeq lists its product as hypothetical. The transcript has 2 exons. Gene Ontology annotation, cellular component: SCF ubiquitin ligase complex. Gene Ontology annotation, biological process: SCF-dependent proteasomal ubiquitin-dependent protein catabolic process. Bases 1 to 1443 code for a protein of 480 amino acids. Lineage: Eukaryota; Fungi; Ascomycota; Eurotiomycetes; Chaetothyriales; Herpotrichiellaceae. Gene Ontology annotation, molecular function: protein binding. The record is from RefSeq and is a predicted model, not a curated record.